ACAUAUAUACAUUAUCUCUAACUUUUAAUCCACACACCUACUCAUUCGUGAUCGUUUUCAAUCUUACUUCUCUGCUGAUGUUCAAAUUAAUCACCUCCGCCGUAUCUGACGCCUGCUCACGGUGGUGGGGAAGCGCCAAUGGAGCCGAUGAAGAAAUCAUUAGCACCGUUCUCAUCAUCGCAGCUAUGCUUUCUAUAUUCUGGCUUGUAUGGAUGUUGAUAUCAAAGGACACCCACCCGCCACUGCCGCCCGGCCCACGAUCUCUGCCACUCGUCGGAAACCUCCUGUCUCUUGAUCCAGAGCUCCACUCCUAUUUCGCCUCUCUCGCAAAGACCUACGGUCCGAUUUCCAGGCUCUGGCUCGGUAAAAAACUGGGAAUCCUAAUCACUUCUCCGGCCUUGGCCCGUGAAGUGCUUAAACUCAACGACACCACCUUCGCCAACAGAGAUGUUCCGGUUGCUGGCGUCGAGGCGGCGUAUGGUGGAAACGACAUUGUCUGGUCCCCAUAUGGCGAUCAAUGGCGGAUGUUGAGAAAGAUUGUUGUUCGUGAAAUGCUUAGCAACCAAACUUUGGAUUCCGUUUACUCUCUCCGGCGGAGAGAGAUCCGUAACACCGUGAAUUACUUGUACAACCGGGCCGGAUCGCCGGUCAACGUAGGUGAGCAGAUGUUCUUGACCGUGUUGAAUGUGAUUACCGGUAUGCUGUGGGGCGGCACGGUGAAGGCGGAGGAUAGGGAGAGCCUUGGAGCGGAGUUCCGGCAAGUGAUCAACGAGAUGACCGGAUACUUAGGGAUGCCGAACUUGUCUGACUUUUAUCCGGGUCUGGCCAGGUUUGAUCUUCAGGGAGUUCAAAAAAACAUGAAAGUGUUGGCGAAAAGAUUCGAUGGAAUAUUUGAGACCAUGAUUGCUCAAAGGAGGAAGAUGAGUGGCGAUGAAAACAAAGACUUUUUACAGUUCUUGUUGCAGCGUGAAGACGACAAAGAUUCCAAAACACCAUUCACAAUGGUGCAUCUAAAAGCCUUGCUCAUGGAUAUGGUGGUGGGAGGGACGGAUACGACAUCAAAUACUGUUGAGUUUGCGCUGGCUGAGAUGAUGAACCAACCGGAAAUACUGAAAAAGGCACAACAAGAAUUAGAGACGGUGGUCGGAAAAGACAACAUAGUGGAAGAAUCCCACAUCAACAAACUGCCAUACUUAUACGCCAUCAUGAAAGAAGUUCUUCGUUUACACCCAACACUUCCGCUAUUGGUCCCACAUUGCCCAAGUGAAUCGUGUGUAAUCGGUGGCUACAUGGUUCCAAAAGGUGCUCGAGUGUUCAUCAAUGCAUGGGCAAUACAUAGAGACCCCACCAUUUGGGAAAACCCAUCGGAGUUUAGUCCUGAAAGGUUCUUGGUUAACGAGUGGGAUUAUAGUGGCAAUGACUUCAAUUAUUUUCCAUUUGGUUCUGGCCGGAGGAUAUGUGCAGGGACUGCAAUGGCGGAGCGAAUGUUUAUGCUUUUGCUUGCAUCGCUUAUUCAUUCUUUUGACUGGGAAUUGGCUCCCGGAGAGAAGCAUGAUCUAUCUGAAAAGUUUGGGAUUGUGUUGAAGAAGAAGGUUGCUCUCAUGGCAAUUCCCACACCAAGAUUCUCAAGCUCGACUAUUAUAAGAGAAAUAGUUAAUAGUAAUUACUAUCUAAUUCCAAAUGGACCACACCUUACCAUGGAAGGAGGAGGAAAGGAUGAGGUAGCUAAUUAUCUGCAUCUUUUAAACCAAAUUACAGAUUGAAAUGUUGUAAUGGGUUUCUUAUCUUAUAUUUUGUGAAAUUUUCUUAAAUCCUUAAACCCACUUUGGCUGAUUUAAAAAAGAAGCCCAAGAAGGAAAAGCUACAUUUUUAGACAAAAAGGAGUUUGUUUCACUAAUUUAUUGGCGGUUGAUGGCUUCCGAUUACCUAAAUGUCCUGUUGAUGGACUGGGGGUUAAAGUUUAUAAAUUACUACCAGAAAGUUUUAACAUCAAACCAUGUUUGGGAGUUUGUGAAACAUGACUUGAGUUUACUUGGUCAAAGAUGAUUCCAGUCUGUUUGUGAAGCUAAAUGAUGCUACAUCCCCAUGUUUCAAGUCUUCAGAAUAUCCUUUUGCGCUCUAUUCGAUCUAGAGCCAGUAUUCGUUGCAUCUAACUCUAAAAACUGGUGGCUAUAAGUACAAGAAAUAGCAACUUACUUUUUUUUAAUGAUUAAUGACAUUGACGAUUUGGUAACUUGCAUUGGAUUUGGUC
This is a messenger RNA of Lactuca virosa, 2251 nucleotides long. Lineage: Eukaryota; Viridiplantae; Streptophyta; Magnoliopsida; Asterales; Asteraceae. The record is from the annotation of a GenBank genome assembly.